UGCAUGACUUCCACUUUUACCGCACACACAGCCUGGCGGAGGGUGCUGUUUUGCAACACUUCUAAACGAUGUUUUUCCAGCAGAUCAGCAAGUCUCCUCAAUAAUUCCUCCGACAAGUUUCAACAAGAGCCUCCUCCUUCUCCUCCUCCUCCUCCUCCUGAUGCGGAGAUGAUGAUGUAAAGAGCUUUAAUCCUGGGGGUUGACACCGCCUGUUUUCUGUCUUGUUGCUCCACCUCCAUCGCCUUGAAUUAAAGCCGCAUUUGAGGCUCCGCGAGGGCAGUUUCUCAAGAGGAAGCAGACGGGAGGCGGGUUGCUUGUGUUUAACGGAACAUUUUAAAACAUGGCAGAGAAUAAAAUGGGUCCGAACCUCCAGGCUGGAGCUGGGAUCUUCGCCAAGCGGUUCCAGAAGUCUUUGAACCGAGCUCAGGAGAAGGUCCUUCAAAAACUGGGCAAAACCAUGGAGACCAAGGACGAACAGUUCGAGGUGUGCGUUCAGAGCCUCAACAAACAACAGGGUGACGGCAACAGGCUGUUUAAAGAUGUCAAAGCCUACCAUGCAGCAGUGAAAGCCAUGCAUGACACGUCCAAGCGUUUGUCCCAGACGCUGCGGGAGGUCUACGAGCCGGAGUGGAACGGAGUGGAGGACUUCGCUGUCAUCACAGAGAGUGAAGACUUGCUGUGGAACGACUACGAAGAGAAGCUCAGUGACCAGAUCGUCCGCACCAUGGAGAACUACACCAGCCAGUUCCCAGAGGUCAAGGAACGAGUUGGUAAACGCGGCAGAAAGCUGGUGGACUACGAUUCAGCCCGUCACCACCUGGAGGCGCUGCAGAGUGCCAAGAAGAAGGAUGAAGCCAAAAUAACAAAGGCGGAUGAAGAGUUCAACAAAAGCCAGAAUGUCUUUGAGGAGAUAAACACCGAGCUGAGGGAGGAGCUGCCUGUCCUCUAUCAGAGCCGGAUAGGUUGCUAUGUGACGGUGUUCCAAAAUAUAUCCAACCUGAGAGACGUCUUCUACAAGGAAAUGAGCGUGCUGAACCAUGAGCUGUACAAUGUGAUGAAGAAACUGGAGACUCAACACUCAGGGAAAGCUUUCAUCAUCAAGGGUCUGCACAGUACAAGCAAGGCCAAGAAGAGGAAGUCUCUGGUUAUCUCCAACCCCAUCCCCUGCAACACAGCCUUCCCCACGGACCACGUCUCCCUCCAUACAGCAGACGGAGAAAAUGGAAAAGACACCGUCAUGGGAUCAGGGGAAAACGCUGCGUCGUCGUCCAAAGACUCGUCGGACUCUGAGUUCAGCUCCAGCGGCAGCAACUCUCCUCAGAGGCAGUCGGUGUGUGAGCAGGAGGAAACAGAGAGUCUGAAUCAAGAGGAGGUGGAGGUGGAAGACGAACUCGCUGAAAACCAGUCCGAUGACUCUGGGGUCGGGGUGCCGAAAUCAGAGGCUGCCAAUCAAGAAGUGUCUGAACCCUGUGAUGCUGCAGAAAGUGAACUACAGGAGGAGAAGGAUGAAGAGGAAGUGGAGGAGGAAGUAGUGAGUGAGGCACCAUCAUCAAAAGAGAUGGGGAAACCCAAAGCUCCACCUGUUCCCACCCCUCGAGUCUCCUUCCACUGCACAGAUAAACCUCCACUGUUACCCGCUAAGGAGCAGGAGGAGGAGACAGAGGAGGCUUCAGACAACCAGGAGAAGGCUGACUCUGGAGAGGACUCCACUUCCCACAAUCCACCUGGCUUCCUGUACAAGAGGGUGGCGCUAGAGAGCCAUGCAGCGUCUGAGGACGGCACGCUGCAGUUUGAACAGGGUGACGUCAUCCUGGUGCUCGAUGACACUCAACAGGAGGGUCUGCUGAGGGGGAUAAGGGAGGAGAGCUGGAAGCAGAACCAAGAUCUUAAACACUCUGGGAUCUUCUCGGAAAAACUCCUCCAGCCUGAGAAGGACGAGUGAGGCCACCGUCUUUCCUCUGUUAUACUUUCUCAUUUUGUUAUGUCAAGCAGUGGGACACACACACACACACACACAGAGGGAGUGAUCUCAUAUGUUGUGUAUGUGAGCUGUGAAAACAGAUGGCCUCACAUGAUGCGAUGUUGCAACUCGUGGAACAAAAAUGAGCUUCAGAACAUUUCCUAAGACCUUGGAUUGUUAAAUGUUACAGUAUUUUACUCUUAUUGUAUUUUUAAGUCUUUCUGUGAAACACUGUGAAACAAAAUGUCUUUUUUUUUUUUUAUACCAAUGCUGUGAUCUUGUGUAAAAUGUCCAAUAAAGUUCUAGAUUAAAGGGAA
Molecule: messenger RNA, 2277 nt
Organism: Gymnodraco acuticeps
Lineage: Eukaryota; Metazoa; Chordata; Actinopteri; Perciformes; Bathydraconidae
Gene: bin2b
Product: bridging integrator 2b
Exons: 12
Coding region: 341-1942 (533 amino acids)
Biological process (GO): phagocytosis, engulfment; plasma membrane tubulation; podosome assembly
Cellular component (GO): cytoplasm; phagocytic cup; plasma membrane
Molecular function (GO): phospholipid binding; protein binding
Source: RefSeq, a predicted model, not a curated record